UUCAAUUAUUUUCCAUAAGCUGAUUAUUUCUAUAUGACUUUUAAAUCAUAGACUUCAAAAUUCUCAUAAGGGUUUCUUAGGCCUUAAAUAUAUUAUCAUCCAUAGGGUUUCUUGACUCUUGAAGUUUAAAUUCAUCGUCAUGGCACCACAUGGAAAGGCCAUUGUUAGGAACUCUUCUAAAACCCGAAACUCGUGCAAGCCCUCGAAGAACAAUAACCUGCAAAGAACAAUAUCCGACAUAUCUUUCGUGCUAAGCAAAGAGGCUGCUAAUGCUGCAGACUUGGAAAAACUUCCAACAAUUUCAGAAAUUGAAGAUGCCAAAUGCGAAUGCUGUGGCAUGAGCGAAGAAUGCACGCCCGAGUAUGUAGGCCAAGUGCGUGGUAAGUUCUCUGGGAAGUGGAUUUGUGGGCUCUGUGCCGAAGCAGUACAAGAAGAGACUGAGAAAAAUGGUGGGAAUGGGGAGGAGGCAUUGAAUUCCCAUAUGCAUGCAUGUGUUAGGUUUAACAAAUUUGGAAGGGCUUAUCCGAUUCUUUGUCAAGCUGAAGCCAUGAGAGAAAUCUUGAAGAAGAGACAAGUUAGAAGCAAAUCCAUGGGUGCUAGAGAUAAUGGUGCUGCAACAAAGAAGGGUGGAAUUCUUAGGAGCUCAAGCUGCAUUCCUGCCAUAACCAGAGAUGUGGAUGAUCUUAGAAUUGAAAAUUAAUUAUUUUGAUCAAUUAUAAUCUAUUGACUGUAAACUUUAUAUUGAUUAAGUUGGUUUGUCUUGAAUUUAAUUUUUCAUUUUCUUUUUCAUUUUUCUUUACAGCCAUUUAGUUAAGCUACUAGUUCUGGGUUUUAGGGAUGUGUUUCUCUUCUUAAUUUUACACUUACCGCAUGUUUGGCACCUAUUUAUAAUAAUCGGUCACACCUCUUUUUGUUCA
This is a messenger RNA of Olea europaea var. sylvestris, 917 nucleotides long. RefSeq lists its product as uncharacterized. The record is from RefSeq and is a predicted model, not a curated record. Lineage: Eukaryota; Viridiplantae; Streptophyta; Magnoliopsida; Lamiales; Oleaceae. The transcript has a single exon. Bases 140 to 700 code for a protein of 186 amino acids.